AUGGCGUCUAUAACCUCAGCUGUGCCAAGUCCAGUGCUUGUCAACUCGGCAGCGCCCAAACAAAAGCCUAAAUCAAGCACGAAGCACAAGAUAUCUCCGGGAAUCUCGUUGUUCUCAGGUGGAGUUGCUGGGGCUGUCGAAGCUGCCGUCACAUACCCUUUUGAGUUUGCAAAGACCAGAGCACAGCUCAACUCAACCGGCAGCAAAAACCCAUUUACGGUUCUGCUCCAGGUUGCCCGUCAAGAUGGAUACAGAGCUAUUUACACUGGAUGUUCAACACUAAUUAUUGGAACAACUUUCAAGGCUGGAGUCAGGUUUCUCUCGUUCGAUUCCAUCAGAAACCAGUUGAUGGACGACAAGGGACGCCUGACCCCUGCACGGGGAAUUCUAGCCGGCAUGAUUGCCGGAUGUGUGGAAAGCGUUGUGGCAGUGACUCCCACCGAGCGAGUGAAGACGGCACUCAUUGAUGAUGCCAAAGCCGGCACAAGAAGAUUUACAGGUGGAACCAACGCAAUGCUUACAAUGGUCAAGGAAAACGGAAUCGGUGAAGUAUACCGUGGCAUUGUUUCCACCACGCUAAAGCAGUCGGCAACAUCUGCUGUACGAAUGGGCUCUUACAACGUCCUGAGAGAAAUGUCCAAACAAUAUGGGCUUCCCGAAAACUCUGCCAUGACAUUCGGCUCUGGGGCAAUUGCUGGUAUCAUCACCGUCUAUGCCACACAGCCAUUUGAUACGAUCAAAACAAGGGCUCAAUCCGCCCGCGGAGCCGGUACUUUCGAAGCCUUUCAAAUGAUUCUGUCGGAAAGAGGUGUCAGGGGUUUUUGGAGUGGUAGCACGAUGAGACUUGGUCGUUUGAUUCUGAGUGGAGGAAUCGUCUUCACCGUGUAUGAGAAGGUCUCAAGCCUUCUAGUUCGUUAG
Molecule: messenger RNA, 918 nt
Organism: Colletotrichum graminicola M1.001
Lineage: Eukaryota; Fungi; Ascomycota; Sordariomycetes; Glomerellales; Glomerellaceae
Exons: 4
Coding region: 1-918 (305 amino acids)
Biological process (GO): mitochondrial citrate transmembrane transport
Source: RefSeq, a predicted model, not a curated record